AUGGAUCACCGAGGCCGACGAGGCAUAGGCCUGAACCGAAUCCCCGGGACUCAGUUUCGCAUUCCCCGGGCCCCACUGCCCUUUCAUGUGGAACAAGAAGCCAGAGAAGGAGAAGAAUGGGAGAGAGAGCUACCUCGUCAAAGACCUCCUGUCUAUGGGCCCCCAGAAACUGAAGAGCUCCAAGACAAUGUUAUGGUUUUCCCAGGACUGAAAAGGGCAAAGGGAGUCAUGGCACAGUUCACACAGACCACUGUAAAAAGAAAGAAACGCCUGUUGGUUCAGAUGCAGAAAGUUUCUGCAUUGGGGAAGAGGGUUCAUGACGAGGAGGCUUUGUGGAAGGACAAGAGGGGGCGCCUGCCCCUGCCGCUGCUGCUGUUCCUGCUGCCGGCUGGGGCUCUACAAGGCUCUGAGACUGAGGAGAGGCCCCGGACCCGCGAAGAGGAGUGCCACUUCUACGCGGGUGGACAAGUGUACCCCGGGGAGGCUUCCCGGGUGUCUGUCGCAGACCACUCCCUGCACCUAAGCAAAGCCAAGAUUUCCAAGCCAGCACCUUACUGGGAAGGAACAGCUGUGAUAAAUGGAGAAUUUAAGGAGCUCAAGUUAACUGAUUAUCGUGGGAAAUACUUGGUUUUCUUCUUCUACCCACUUGAUUUCACAUUUGUGUGUCCAACUGAAAUCAUCGCUUUUGGUGACAGAAUUGAAGAAUUCAGAUCUAUUAAUACUGAAGUGGUAGCGUGCUCUGUUGAUUCGCAGUUUACCCAUCUGGCCUGGAUUAAUACCCCUCGAAGACAAGGAGGACUUGGACCAAUAAAGAUUCCACUUCUUUCAGAUCUGACUCAUCAGAUCUCAAAGGAUUACGGUGUAUAUCUAGAGGACUCAGGCCACACUCUUAGAGGUCUCUUCAUUAUUGAUGACAAAGGAAUCCUGAGACAGAUUACUCUGAAUGACCUUCCUGUGGGCAGAUCAGUGGAUGAGACACUGCGUUUGGUUCAAGCAUUCCAGUACACUGACAAGCACGGAGAAGUCUGCCCUGCUGGCUGGAAACCUGGUAGCGAAACAAUUAAACCUGAAGAUGCCAUGAAAGCCUGGUGGCCAAGAGAAGAGCUAUAAUCCCAGAUCCAGCUGGAAAACUGAAGUAUUUUGAUAAACUCAACUGAAAAAUACUUCACAUUGUGAUGCUUGAAAGCUCUCAAUAAAGCUCACCGUUCAAUUA
Tupaia belangeri chinensis (Chinese tree shrew) is the source of this 1213-nucleotide messenger RNA. RefSeq names its product peroxiredoxin 4 (gene PRDX4). Lineage: Eukaryota; Metazoa; Chordata; Mammalia; Scandentia; Tupaiidae. Gene Ontology annotation, cellular component: endoplasmic reticulum; cytosol. Gene Ontology annotation, biological process: cellular response to stress; cell redox homeostasis; response to oxidative stress. Gene Ontology annotation, molecular function: thioredoxin peroxidase activity. The record is from RefSeq and is a predicted model, not a curated record. The coding region runs from base 1 to 1110 and encodes 369 amino acids. The transcript is spliced from 10 exons.